Messenger RNA from Drosophila hydei, 2267 nucleotides. It is a transcript of the gene Lsp2, whose product is annotated as larval serum protein 2. The record is from RefSeq and is a predicted model, not a curated record. The transcript has a single exon. Bases 1 to 2106 code for a protein of 701 amino acids. NCBI's taxonomy places the organism in Eukaryota, Metazoa, Arthropoda, Insecta, Diptera, Drosophilidae.
AUGAAGUCGAUCACGGCGCUUAUUGUGUUGACGCUAACGCUCCUGGCGCUUGGCAGCCAAGGCAAGCAUGUCGAGUCCAAGGUGGCUGACAAGGAUUUCCUGGUGAAGCAGAAGUUCGUCUUCGAGAUGCUGCAGCAUAUCUAUCAGGAUGAUGUCUUCGUGACGAAGUACGAUACCAGCUUCUAUGAAUACAAGCCCUGGGAACAUGUCAGCGACUAUCAUAAGGCUGAGAAGCUGCAGCAUUUCUUUGAGCUCUGGCAGCAUCAUCCGUUCGGCGACGAUCACAUGUGGACCAUCAUGUACGACCUGCAUGAGGAAUAUGCCGUUGGUCUGGUGCGUCUCUUCUUCUACGCCAAAAACUGGGAGACCUUCCAGCAUGUCGUCUUCUGGGCCCGCCAGCAUGUGAACAAGCAGCUCUUCGUCUAUGCCUUCACCAUUGCCAGCCUGUUCCGCGACGAUAUGCAGGGCAUUGUGUUCCCGGCUCAAUAUGAGAUUCAUCCCUGGAGCUUCUUUGACGGGGAGACCCUCGAGAUGGCUGAGCACUACAAGAUGCACGGCUUCCAUCACGUCAAGCAGCUGAACAAUGUCUACAAUGUGGUGCUCAAGUCGAACUACACGAACUUCUAUGGCGACAUGAACUAUGAACACAGUCUGGCCUACUACUUGGAGGACAUUGGCUUCAACAGCUUCUACUACUACUUCAACCUGGACUAUCCCUACUGGACCAAGGGCGAUGAGGUGCAUGUCUUGAACAAGGAUCGUCGCGGUGAGCUGUAUCUCUAUGUGCACUGGCAGCUAUUGGCGCGCUACUACAUGGAGCGUCUGUCCAACGAUAUGGGUGAGGUGCCCGAGUUCAACAUGUACGAACCUGUGCACGCUGGCUUCUACAGCGGCAUACGCGACUACAACGGCGUACCCUAUCCCAGUCGCCCCAACUACUACAACUUCUACACGCCCGACAACCUGGAGUAUGUGAAGAACGUGGAGCUGUACUCGCAGCGCAUCAUGGACUGGAUUCACAAGAACAACAGAUGCGAUGUCGAUGCCGUCAAUAUACUCGGCAAUAUGCUGCAGGGCAAUGCUGACAGCAUUGACAAACAGUUCUAUGGCAGCCUGGACAAGUGGUUCCGCUACAUUGUGAACGAGGGACAGCCGCACGGUAAGUACCACGAAACGUACCCCGGCAGCUUCAUGCACUACGACACCUCCUUGCGCGAUCCGCUGUUCUACGAGGUGUACAAGAACCUGCUCAGCCACUACUGGCAUAUGAUGGACACCUUCCCCGAGUACACCAAGGUUGACUAUGGCUUCGAGGGUGUUAAAAUUGACGAUGUCCACAUGCCCGAGAGUUUGACCACCUACUUCGAGUACUUCGAUGCCGAUAUUAGCAAUGCCGUGAAUGUUGAGCACUCCGCGGUGCCCGCUGGCGAUGUCCACCAUAUGUUUGGCCGCAACUCCUUCUACAAUGGCAGCAGCUUUGUGAUCAAAGCCCGCCAGCAUCGUCUCAACCAUAAGCCCUUCGAGUUCACCAUGGACGUCAGCUCGGACAAGGCACAGGCUGCCGUUGUCAAGGUGUUCAUUGGACCCAAAUACGACGAGUUCGGCCAUGUCAUCCCAUUGGAUCACAACUAUCAGAACUUCUUCGAGCUGGAGCACUUCAAGGUACAGCUGGAAGCUGGCGUCAACCACAUCAAGCGCGCCAGCGGCGACUUCAGUUUCUGGGUGAACGAUCGCACCACCUACUUCGAGCUCUACCAGAAACUGAUGGAUGCCACCAACAGUGACUACAAAUUCAAGCUGGAUCAAUCGGAAUCGCACUGCGGCGUACCCAAUCGCAUGAUGUUGCCCAAGGGCAAGAAGGGCGGUCAGGUCUAUCAGUUCUUCUACAUGGUCUAUCCAUACCAUGAGCCCGUUAUCGCCCAAUACGCUGGCUACGAUCCCGUUGUCAGCUGCGGUAUUGGCCAUGGUUCACGCUAUGUGGAUGCCCUACCCUUCGGCUUCCCCUUCAAUCGCCCAGUCAAGCACGACUACUACUUCAUGGUGGACAACUUCAAGUUCUUCGAUGUGAAGAUCUUCCAUCGCGACGAGCACACCAAUGUGGCCUAAGGCACAACGAACUCAGACUCUGAUGUAACACUUAAAUAUACUUGAAACCUGCACUUGCCUCACUCACAUGUACUCCCAUAGAUCAUGUUCAAUCCGACUUAAUAUUCUUGUCUUACUUACUGCUAAUCAAUAAACAAUAAACGAAUUUAAGCGAACACAAC